Molecule: messenger RNA, 450 nt
Organism: Schistocerca serialis cubense
Lineage: Eukaryota; Metazoa; Arthropoda; Insecta; Orthoptera; Acrididae
Exons: 1
Coding region: 1-450 (149 amino acids)
Source: RefSeq, a predicted model, not a curated record
AUGGUGCGUGCAACCCAGCCAGUUGCCCUCGAGCAGCCAUUGCCGGGGCUUGACGUUCGCACGCCUGGGUCUUCCGACGAAUCUGCAACGGAGGUCGAUCCCUGCUCGCCUUCGCAGCCGCUGCCACCUGCGCAGCCACGGCCGCAAUCGCCUCAUCCGUCUCUAUUCGCAGUGACGGCAGUCAUGGAUGUAGAGCCCGCAUCAUCCGCACAUACUUCUGCAUCCUUCGCAUUGCCACCGGUUUUACGGACAGACCAAUGUUGGGUCAUGGGUUGGAUGGCGCAAGUUGCCAUCUCACCGCAGCCAAUCCCAGCAGCAUCACCACAACACACAGCUGCCCCCUCGUCAACGCCAGCACCCACACUACACGACGACGGUGGGCAGUUUCUGGUGGAAGGGAUAAAAGAAUGCGACAACCACAGCAUCUUCGCCGACAUAUCGUGUAGCUAA